AUGUCCGGUAGUUCAACGUCUGCUGGAUCUACAGUGCAACCCGCCUCGCGGGAUAACAUACGCACACGUCUCAGAGAGCGACGGUCCCGUUUACUCUCCUUACUUGGUCUACGAAAUCCUCCCAGUGUGCUCAAGCCCGUUCCCUUGGAUUCGGGGCCUAUUCAAGAUCCAGAGAAUUGCCAUUGUUCCAUCCAUUCAUCAAUAUCCAGAACGACGGGGCUUUAUGCAUCACUAUGCACAACCAAUGGAAAUGGGGAAAGUGACCAGGCCGGCGGUGUUUCUCCUCCAGAUUCUCCCCAUUUAGGACAUCGCAGUUCGCGUAUCCUGCCGGACUUAACUCAACAGCUCCAAGUUCAUCUUGGGAGGAGUCGGCCCAGGACAGUCACCCAGCCCCAGGUUCAGACAGUGCAGGAGGGAGAGCCCAGCGAUAAGCAUCUGGGGCUUGGGAAAAAGCGAACCCAAUCGCAAGCCGGGAUCAGUGAGGUCGUCGCACGCAAGUUGUCCGUUACAUUCGGCAAUCCCACUGUCAUCCGUCGUUCGCAUCUACGCUCACCACCAAGUGUCCGAGCUGUUCCCUUCCAAGAGACUGCAAAUUCUUCCCUCAGCAAACAGGGAGACAGCGCCAAUGACAGCUCCAACCCUUCAUCAAUGUUGCCAACGUCCUGCGUCUGCUCUCCCGUCAGUGCUCUGUCAACGCCUCCAACCUCAGCAACACCUUCUACGCCACUAUUAGCGGCAAACGUUCCGACUAAGCCUCCAGUCAGAGAGCAUGGUGGGCAAGAACUGGAGCGCAUUUCUCUAGCCCAAGACAAAAAGACCAGAGAUCGGCCCCCUGAUACGGUGUCUUCCAUCAUCACAGUUGAAAACACUGCCAAUGCUAAAGUGUUCUUCGAGAAAUACUUCGAUGCAGUGUACUCCGGUGUUGAUCCGCGCACUCAGCGCCAACGAGAACUAGAACAAUACUUGUAUGCGCUGCCACUCGGACCUGAGGAGCGGUCUAGAAUUUGGAGAAACUGGAUUGUUCAGGAGCACGAAUACCUACGUCAGUGCCGUGUACUCAACGCACGUUCCAGAGGCUCUCAUCUCCAAAAUGCAACCAUGGCCGGAUUCGAGGUUAUCAAGGUCCUGGGCAGAGGAAGCUUUGGGGUUGUCCGUUUGGUCCGGGAAAGAUCACAGACGGGUUCCCGCGACAAUCCCGCGAAGUUUAGCAGAGACUGGAGUAUCCAGGGACGUCGGAGAGUCAUGACCGGGGUUAAGAAAGACGUCUUCGCCAUGAAGGUGAUUCGAAAGUCAGCGAUGAUACGAAAUUGCCAGGAAGCCCAUUUGCGGGCUGAGCGGGAUUUCCUCGUUGCUUCGGCUAGAUCACGUUGGAUCGUGCCAUUGAUUGCCAGCUUCCAAGACGACAACUUCCUCUAUCUCAUCAUUGAUUACAUGGUUGGUGGCGACUUUCUGGGAUUGUUGAUGCGCAGGUGUAUUUUGCCAGAGUCUGCCGCGCGAUGGUAUUCUUUGAUCGAGAGGCUAGGAAUCAAGAUCAACGGAGAUACUAAGGACCAGAAAGAGGAUAAGAGGACAGCAACAUCGUCUCAACCAACUCCAUAUGAAGCCGGCCCUUCUUAUUCGCCUCCUUCGUUUGGCGUCCUGGAAUGGCGGGACCAAAACGAAAGGCGACGGUUCGCCCAAAGUAUCGUCGGAACCAGUCAAUAUAUGGCUCCUGAGGUUAUCCGAGGCCAAUCCUACGAUGGACGCUGCGACUGGUGGAGUGUGGGAAUCAUUCUCUACGAGUGCCUCUAUGGAUUCACUCCAUUUGCUUCUAAGGAACGACACGAGACGAAGCUAAAGAUUCAUAGAACCUCCGAUAAACUUGUGUCUGCGGAAGCGAUCGACCUGAUCACCAACUUACUGCAUGAGAGAGAACACCGGCUGUCUUGCGAGAAAUAUAGAGCAUCGAAUGAUUUGAAACCGGAACCCAGACAACUCUUCUACAGUUCGGAUGCCCAUGGUCUAAACCCACAGGGAUUCUACGUAUAUCCAGAUGACGCGGCUGAUAUCAAAGCCCAUCCGUUUUUUCGUGAUAUUAGAUGGGAGGAUCUCCACAAAUCAUCUCCGCCCUUCAUCCCUAAAGUCAGGGGCUGGGAAGAUACACGAUAUUUCGACGAUGGAGAGCCGUAUGAUGAAAAAGACGACAUACAUGUUUCCUCCGAGGGUGGAUGGAGCGAGAGUACGGAGGAGAGUUCGCCAGACGCUGACUCACAGGAGGAACAACCGCCGCAGUCCGAGAAUGAAGGAUGGGCUACGAAGCUUAGGCCGAAACCAAAACUCACUGCAAAGGACGUGAGGGAUAAGGGGGCUAGGCGACCCCGUGACAAGUUGUUGCGAGACAAGCAGGUCGGGAAGACAGUGCUUGAGAUACGCAAGAGGGGUGCUUUCGCGGGAUACACAUACCGACGACCCAAACCCGUCGCAAUGGCUUUCGCUCCCGAAAGAGGCCGGUCGCCGUUCUCUCAAGGUGAAGACUUUGGGUUGUAUGGAUGA
This is a messenger RNA of Aspergillus terreus NIH2624, 2532 nucleotides long. RefSeq names its product serine/threonine-protein kinase. Lineage: Eukaryota; Fungi; Ascomycota; Eurotiomycetes; Eurotiales; Aspergillaceae. Bases 1 to 2532 code for a protein of 843 amino acids. The record is from RefSeq and is a predicted model, not a curated record. Gene Ontology annotation, molecular function: ATP binding; protein serine/threonine kinase activity. The transcript is spliced from 5 exons. Gene Ontology annotation, biological process: peptidyl-serine phosphorylation; intracellular signal transduction.